Messenger RNA from Lampris incognitus (smalleye Pacific opah), 3354 nucleotides. RefSeq names its product transmembrane protein 43. The record is from RefSeq and is a predicted model, not a curated record. Gene Ontology annotation, cellular component: nuclear inner membrane. Bases 647 to 1912 code for a protein of 421 amino acids. The transcript has 12 exons. Lineage: Eukaryota; Metazoa; Chordata; Actinopteri; Lampriformes; Lampridae. Gene Ontology annotation, biological process: nuclear membrane organization.
AAAGGAAUUUCACUCCUAAACCGAUUUAAUUUACCACAGAUGUAAUAGACUACACGACUUCCGACCAUUUCCCAGAGCCGCGGAGUUUAGUGUUUCUGAAUAGGCUUUUUGCCCCCCUACCUUUUAGGCAGCCGUUGGUUUCAAAGUUACGUUAAAACUGCGUUAUCCCGAAACGAUGACGUAGUCUGACUAAAAAAAUAAAAUAAGAAUAAAGGCGACUUAAUGUUCAGAGUGAUGGAUUACCUGUUCAAGUCUGUAAAUAUCUCGCUGACAUGAAUGGAAGCCAGUGGCAGUACAGGAGGUGGGGAUAAACAUUCAGAACACCCGAAACACUUCAAUAGUCGGGAGUGAUGCGUUGUAAAUUGGCUAAAACAUGCAACAACCCCCCCCCCAACACCCACCCGAAAAAAGCAAAACAAAAACAGUGUGGUCCUUUAAGUAUUCCCGUCUAUCCGUUAGUGUGGUGGUUAUUAAAUUCUUUUCAAAUGUUGUCUUUAUUGUAUAUGUAACUAGAUCAGGACAAUUUACAAAAGGCUGGUUGUCACUCGGGCGGCGCAGUGGUUAGCGCGGUCACAGCAAGAAGGUCCUCGGGUUCGAGCCCCGGGGUAGUCCAACCUUUGGGGGUCGUCCUCUGUAUGGAGUUUGCAUGUUCUCCCCUUGUCUGCGUGGGUUUCCUCCGGGUGCUCCGGUUUCCUCCCACAAGUCCAAAGACAUGCAGUUUUCAGGGAGUGAGCGUGACCAGCAUAAGCGCAUAUCUAGCCGCUCAAAUCCUGGAUUCCUUGAGAGACUCAGUGACACGGCUGGUGGAAUGGUUGUCGGCGUUGCUUUGUUCUUUCUCUCAUUUUAUAUUCUCUUCACCAAUGAGGGAAGGGCGCUGCGAACAGCAGCAUCCUUGGAUGAGGGUCUUUCUCAGGUUGUGUCCCUGGACCCAUCCUCCAGCCUAGAUUACCAGUACAACAACCACUUAGUCCACCUCUCUGCACGGCUACAUACCUCACAGCCCCUGCAUGACCCUAACUAUAGAGUUGUGGUGCAAGCAGUGAAGCUGAAAAGACAGGUGGAGAUGUAUCAGUGGGUGGAGUACCAGGAGAGCAAGGACUAUCAAGAGGGUGGUGAGACCAAAACUGAGACAACAUACACAUACAAUACUGAAUGGAAGUCCGAGUUGAUUAACAGUCGCAAUUUUGACAAAGAAAUUGGUCACACCAACCCAAGUGCCAUGGCGGUUGAGAGUGUGACAGUCGUGGCUCCAGAGGUCCACGUUGGGCCUUUCAUUCUGUCUAAAGGACUGGUGGAGCAGAUCAAUAACUUCCAAACACUGAGCCUGAAAGGCUUCCCUCCCCCAGAUUCAAGCUCAUUUCUCACUAUUGACGAAGACUAUUUCUAUCACACCCCAUACCCACGCAAACCAGAGGUGGGAGAUGUGCGUGUGAGCUUCUCCUAUGCUGGACUCAGUGGUGAAGGGUCUUAUCCUGGCCCGGCCCAAACGGUCAGUGUUGUGGCCAAGCAGAGAGGUGAGAACCUGACGCCAUUUAAGACCAAGUCAGGAGACAUUCUAGAGAUCCUCUACCCGCAAGAACUUUCUGCAGAGGAGAUGUUUGAGAAAGAGCAACAACACAAUGCAAUGAAGACGUGGGCACUUAGGGCUGCAGGCUGGGCGCUGAUGUUCCUCGGCAUUAGUUUGACCACACGUAUUGUCCACACUUUGGUGGACUGGAUCCCAAUCUUCAGAGACCUGGUUUUCUUGGGACUGAAACUUUUUGCCCUGUGUGUCUCCUGCUCGCUCUCCCUUUUCACCAUCGCAGUGGGUUGGCUCUUUUACCGCCCCUUAGUGGCGGCAGCUUUGGGGGCGAUAGCUGCACUGCCUUUGCUUAUUGCCCGCUCUCGGGUUCCAGCUAAGAAGCACCAGUGACUCUGGGCCACUGACUGGCAUCAUGGGGGUGGGGUAUCAGCAGCUCUUUUGCACAAGUUUGUCAGAAAAAGUGAAGUUUUGUCAUUACGUUGCCUUACCAAGCACUUCAUCCAUUUGAGGUUCAUCACAUUCUGUACUCAGUUUUUUACUUAUUUUAAUUGUGGUAAUUAAAGUGUAACUAUAUUUUCUUGAGUAUAACUUGGAGAUGUUCCACGGAAAUGUUUCACAAUGACAGGUGCAGUAAUACACCUGAUCAGAUACCUUGAAUGUCCUCAGAACUGAUUCAGAUGAAUGAAUGUGUAGAAAUAUUUUAGUAGAGUAACGGGUUUCGUUUAUCAUUCUCUUACUCUAUUUCUGUGUUCAAUGCAAUCAUACUAGUGCAAACUCUGCGUAUGUCAACCAUGUGGACUCCUGGGAAAUGCAUGUGUGCUUUUGCCCGACGAUCUUUAUUUUUUUUGUGGCUUUUUUUUUCUCCCCAAAUUGUAUCUGGCCAAUUACCCCACUCUUCUGAGCUGUCCCGAUCUCUGCUCCACCCCCUCUGCCGAUCCAGACUACCACAUGCCUCCUCCGAUACAUGUGGAGUCGCCAGCUUCUUCUUUUCACCUGACAGUGAGGAGUUUCGCCAGGGGGAUGUAGCGCAUGGGAGGAUCACGCUAUCCCCCCCCCCCCCCUUUGAACAGUCGCCCCGACUGACCAGAGGAGGCACCAGUGCAGUGACCAGGACACAUACCCACAUCCGGCUUCCCACCCACAGACACAGCCAAUUGUCUGUAGGGACGCCAAGCCGGAGGUAACACGGGGAUUCGGACUGGCGAUUGCCAUGUUGGUAGGCAACGGAAUAGACCACCAUGCCGCCCGAACGCCCCCUUGCAUGACAGUCUGAAGAGGCUAUAUCUUUGUGUUACUUGAGCCAAUUUCAUCAUUCUUUGCUAAGCUUUACUGUUUGCUCACUCACUGGACUGUUGUUGACCAGAACUAUGAAGUAACAGGAGCAGUCAGUUGCUUCGCACCGCUCUCGUUCAUUAUAGAAACGCACCUGAUGUGUAAAUGAAAACAGUUUAACCUGUUGUGAUGACUUUAGACCAUGUUGGCAACACGCCAGUGGAAUUAGGUUUGUUACAAAGAGCCCACAGCACUGAACCAGACAGCUUUACUUCAUGUGCAACAGCUCUUCUCAUCAGCUGUAUGGCUAUUUACAUUUUGUCACUUGAGGAACAAACUUGUGGGCUGUUUGUAAUUUAAAAAAUGUGCAAGGAUUUUUUUUUUUUACUGCAGAUUUGGAAAAAAUAUUAUUGUAUUCUGGUUUAUUAGUUGAAUAUGCUAUUAUCUUUUGGAAAAUAAAGUGUGAUGCAAAUAUGUGUUCCCAUGGCCGAGCCUGUUUUUCCCCGUUACGCCUCGUCUGGUUUCCUGUUCUUAGAAUACCUGUUAUAUCUUAAACUAGG